UUUAACCAAUGGCAUUCUUAUGUAAAAAGAGUGCAGCAACAGUGAAUUCACAAUUUGCUUUAAUGGAUUCGAACAUUUGAACAGUCUUUUUGUAACUUUUUCCACCGAAGGAAUGUGUUUCUGACACCGGACGUAGUUGUGGGAUUUAACCAGAAACCCCAGUGAUCUACAUAAUUGGCCGACAUUUAUUUGAAACUUGCUGUCCCUGAGUAUUGCUGAAUGAAGUGAUUCUGCAGUCAAUAUGGAUUCUGAUGUGCUGACACUUUGUAUUUGUUGUGGACAGCCACACCUUCCUCAGGAAAAUCAUUCAUAUGAUUACCAGGAUGAAAUCGAUGAUGAUCUCGUAUGUCACAUCUGCCUCCAACCCUUGGUGCAACCGCAGGAUACACCAUGUGGUCAUACUUACUGUACUUUAUGCCUUACCAAUUUCCUUUUGGCCAAAGACUUCUGUCCCAUGGAUAGGAAGCCCUUGUGUAUGAAGGUGUGCAAGAAAUCAAGCUUCCUAGUGCAAAAACUGCUGGAUAAAUUAAUGGUUGCCUGUCCAUUUAAAGAACACUGCACUGGAGUAAUGCAGCGCUGCGAACUAGAACUUCAUCUUCGUCGCAAGUGCAAUGGAGCAAUCCAAUGUGGGCUCUUAGGAGAACGCAAGAGACAUUCACGAGAAGAUUCUUCGACAAGCGACACAGGUUUUGACUCUGGGGCUACAGUGGAUGACAAUGACAUGGCCACACCGGUACUGUCACCACAACUAUCAGCAUCUGCAGCUGUGGACUUACAGACGAAUGACCCAGUUCCGAUGAAUCCAGAAUCUGUUGCAAAUGCAGAGGACAGCCAGUCAGAAAGCAAUUGCAGUGCCCACAGCAAGAAUAGUGUCAAGAAACACCAACCUUUAGAACGCACUCCUUUGAGGAGCAGAUCCUUUAAAAAGCUGCAUCAUGCUUUCAGCUAUCUCCGUAAAGCCAAUGUUCCAAAUCCAGUUAACAGUGAUCCUGGAGAGGAUAUGCAGACUGCUGCACUUCCUGAAGAAGUCUUCAUGGUAAAUGGUACUGACCUAAGCAGUGUACCUCACAGCUAUGCUCUGGCAAUAUUGAAACAGCCCUGCCAUAUCCUGCUGCUGAGUGUGCUCCGGGAACAGCUCUUUCAAUGCAGAAGCAUCGUUGAUCAUAACUGCUCCCGAGAUGAUAGCUUCCACAUUAUUCUCCACAAGAGUGCAAAUCAGCCCCUGGGAAUAAAGCUGGUCCGCAGGCCUGAUGAAGCUGGGGUUUUUAUCUAUAGAUUACUUGACGGAGGCCGAGCAGCCCAAGAUGGCCAGCUCCAAGUAAAUGACAGAGUGCUGGCUGUAAAUGGACAUGAUCUCCGGCGUGUGUCUCCUGAAAUUGCAGCACAUUAUAUACAGGUGAGUGACGAUCGAGUACAUUUUGUUGUGUCGCGAAAGACCAGGGAACAGACCCCUGAUAUCUUGCAAGAGAGUGCUUGGAACGGCAGCAUUCAAAUCAGCCCUGCAGUACGAAACAUACACAACAAGAAUUUUGGUCAUGUCUUCACGUGCCAUGAAAAGAUCAUCAGUGUUAGCAAAGGAGCUCAUGAGACCUUGGGGAUGACAGUAUCAGGAGGUCUGUUGAGCAAAGGCUGGAACCUCCCGAUCUAUGUUACAAAUGUACAUCCUGAUGGCUGCUUGGGGAAUGAUGGCAGAAUAAAGAAGGGUGACAUUUUGUUGGAUAUAAAUGGCAUUGAACUAACUGGCUUGACACAAAGUGAAGCUGUAUCCAUAAUAAAGAACAGUGCUGCCUCCUCUUCAGUUGUUUUUAAAGCUUUAGAACUGAGGUUGGCAGAAAAAGACAAUGUCCAUAGCCAAAUGCCAAUAACCAAUCAAGACACAUUGUCUGAAGAUGACUGGUCACCAUCAUGGAACAUGUGGCUUGGAUUGCCUCGGUACCUUUUUUGGUGCAAAGACAUUGGACUGAGAAGAAAUACAUCUGGCAGUCUGGGAUUGAGCAUUGUAGGUGGAUAUGAGGAAAACAAUGGGAGUCAACCAUUUUUCAUAAAAUCCAUUGUUGAUGGAAUGCCAGCUUAUAAUGAUGGAAGACUGAGGUGCGGAGAUAUGAUUUUGGCUGUCAAUGGAAAGAGUACGUCAGGAAUUAGUCAUCCACGUCUGGUGAAGAUGCUGAAGGAAGCAAGGGGAAAGGUUAUGCUCACUGUGGUGUCCUGGCCUGGCAGCCACCUAUAGAUUAGUUACAUCAACUUGUCAUGAAAAGAACCACAAAGGCUACUAAUUCAGCAUACAGGCAAUAACACUGAAAUGGCUUUAUAUAGUUCUGACAACUUAUAAAGCUUACUAGCGUUUUCAGGAGUUCCUUUGCUUUUUAAAUUAUAUUUUCUGAUAAAAACUCUUAGUUUAAGCACUCAUAGGGACUGGAUAUUUAAAAAUGAUUAAGGAACUCAAAUCAGUCAAUGCAUCUUAUUCGUGCAAUUCUAAUCCAGUUGCAGAGGGAU
Rhincodon typus (whale shark) is the source of this 2493-nucleotide messenger RNA. It is a transcript of the gene lnx1, whose product is annotated as ligand of numb-protein X 1. Gene Ontology annotation, molecular function: protein binding; ubiquitin-protein transferase activity; metal ion binding. Gene Ontology annotation, biological process: ubiquitin-dependent protein catabolic process. The transcript has 11 exons. Lineage: Eukaryota; Metazoa; Chordata; Chondrichthyes; Orectolobiformes; Rhincodontidae. The record is from RefSeq and is a predicted model, not a curated record. The coding region runs from base 242 to 2227 and encodes 661 amino acids. Gene Ontology annotation, cellular component: cytoplasm.